AUGCCUGUACGAACUUCAUCAGCUGGUAAGAAAGCUUUGAGUAGACGAAAAGAUUCGGCUAUAUCAAAGAAAAAAAGCAAAAAGCUCAGUGCAGAAGAACAAAUCAUCGAUCCACAACAGGAACAAAUCGAUCGAUUACUUCGAGAACAAGAGCAAUUGCAUUCGAAAUUAAACACAAUCUGUUCGCGCAUUGUUGAAAACAUCAAUAUCGAAGAUUACUCGAAUGAUAUCGAUCUAUCCAAACAACAACCGUGUGACAUUUCCGUGGAGAAUUUACUGUCGAUGAUCGAUGAAAUCUGUUAUUUCCGUGGUGCAUUUCUUAAUCUUGUUCAAGAGACGGAGGACGAGCAAAGCCGUUCGAUUUAUGACAGAGUAACACAGUUAUCAGUCGAAGAGCCGAAAUUAGUUCGAAAUUAUCUUACGGUAGAUCAACGUUUGACAUUUGUUACUCGAGAACGCGAUCUGUGGAAAGAAAAUGCUCAAUUCCUGCAAAUGAUGUAUGCUACCAUAGUCGAUCAACUAGAAAUGGGAAUCUUUCAAAAAUUAAACCCAAACGUAACGGAAAUUCUUCGAGCACAUCGUCUAACUCUCGAAGAUGCUUGUCGAAUCUUCCUCUCGCCAAGUGCUCGACCACUCAACGAACGACGAAUAAAGCGAAUAACUCAUGAACCAGAACCACCAUCGAUUGUUGUCGAUGCAACUGAACUUGUUGUUCCAGUAAAUUCCAAUGAAAAUGUUGGACAAACUGGUAGUCCAUCGGGCAAAGUUAGACGUCGUGUUUCGUUUGCAGAUAAAGUUGAUAUCAUCAUCGAUGAAUCGAAUAUUAACCAUGAAGAUCAGUUGAAUGACCAAACGCGUCUUCCGCUAGCUAGUGAAACAUUAAUCGAAAAAAUGGAUUCGAAUUUACGUAUGUUGAUCAUUAAAGAACUUAGUAAAGAUAGUCAAAUAUCCAAACCACUCUCGAAAAUGAGCUCAAUCUAUCGCACGAAAGGAGAAUCUUAUCAACAACAAAGUCAAUCUCCCAAAUGGAUUGAAUUCGCUCAAUUAAUUGGCAUCCGAGAAUCCGAAAUCGAACAUUGGGCAUCGCAAAAUCUUCAAUAUCCUGCUGGUCGAGUUAUUUCCACUUGGUGCAAUUGCACAUCACCUCCGCCAACAGUUGCCGAACUGUAUUUAAUCGUCUCUUCGACUAAACUGAAUCGAUUAGAUUUGGCACACUCAAUCGAAACUAUCGCUCAAUAUCAUCAAAAAUACAACAGUGAACUACGCGCUCUCAAACACAAGAUUGAAUUGAGCGACCGGAGUAAAUACGAUUACGAGCAACGUUAUCAAUCGAUAACCAGACAAUGUGAAGAGUUGAUCGAAACAAAUAAUCAAUUACAACGGACGAUUAAAGAUGCAGAAUUGCGCAUUCAGCAACUAGAAGGAACUAAAACACAAUUGGAACAAAAAUUGGAUGAUGCAGAAUCAUUGAUUGAUUCUCUUCACCGCAAAGUGAAUGAACUACAGAGAUUCGAUUCUAUCGCGCGCACACAACAAGAUUGUGAACUUCUUCUGGCUAGUACACGUGAAAAGCAUGAGCAAGAAAUGUUGAAUCUCAAUGAAAAACUACAAAUCACACAAAUGAAUCUACAAGAGAAGACGAUGGAAGUCGAUGAACUCCGUGCUCAAUUAGAAACGGCAUGUAAAAACAACGAAAAGGCUAUUUUCGAACGUAUGGAAUCGAUUAGUCAUUUGAACCAGCAAUUACAUGAGUGUCAACGGCAAUACACGGAAUUAUUGACCAGCAAAUCAAUGGAGACGUUUAAUCAAACUGAAAAUAAACGACAAUUAACUCGUCUGACGGAAGAAAAAGACAAACUCGAGCUCACAUGUCAAGAAUUUCAGUCCGAAAUUCGAACAUUACGUGAACGGCUUGGUGUAACAGAGCAUGAAGUAAACAAUGAUCUAUUUGGUAUAUCAAACAUCAGUGUGAAUGAAUUAUCGAGUAUCAAUCGACAAGUUGUUCCGCACAAUUCAACUAGUGUUGAGAAUCCUAAUGACUCGUUAACUAAUGAAAACCAGCAUUUGAAAGAACGUAUCGAUGAAUUCGCCUCGAAUGAGAAGCAUUUGAUUGAAAUCAAUGAAGAUUUACAGCGACAAAUACAGGAAUUGCAACGUCAAAGCAGUUCAAGUUCGGAGGAAGUGGUCGUCUCCAGCACUGUGCAUAUGGAACAAAUUCAUAGUUUCAGAAAAGAAAUUGAAAAAUUAAACAAAGAAUAUGCAAAUCUACAAGAGAAAUAUGAAUACGAAAAGCAAGAAAUGCAAACCAUUAUCGAACAAUUACGCGAAGAUAUUGUCGAUCUGGACAAGACUAAGCAGCUCUAUAUCGAUGUUUGUCAGGAGAAGAACUCGAUCGAGGAUAAUCUCCGUGCGAAAUAUGAAUAUGAAAUUAAACUUAAAUUAGAAGAUUUGCGUCGAACGUUCGAACGAGAUUAUAGCGACAAAAUAACACAAGUUAAAACCCACGAUCAACAGGCAUUGAAAGUUAAAUAUGAUCAAGAUUUAGAACAACAAGCGAAAGAAAUCGAACGGAUGAAAAUCAAUCACGAGAAAACGCUUAAUGAACUAAAUAUCGAGCUUGACCGAUUGCGAGCGAAUGACGAUGCAAAGAGCCGAUUAUGUUAUGUGGAGAAAGAAUUCGAACAACUCAAACAUGAUUAUUCGGAUUUACAUUCGAAACAGAAAGAGUUGCUCAACAAUUGUAAAGGACUCGAAGAUGAAAAUCAGAAUCUCCUACAAACCAUCGAACAGCUCGAUCAAGAAAAACUUCAAUUGAAAGAAAGUUAUGACAAAAUGGAAAGAAAACUAACAAACGAACUUCGUGAAUCGCAACAAGCAGAUCAAAAGCAGAAUCUCGAUGAUUUACAAACUCGUAUACGAAAUUAUGAAAAUGCCGUUAGUCAAUACGAAGAAUAUCGAUUGAAACUCGAAACGAAUCUACAGAAAAUCACGCAACAACGCGAUACGAACAAGAUGGAUCUACGAUUGACGAAAGAAAUGUUAAAUAGCAAAGAGAAUGAACUCAAUCAGUUGAAAAUACGUUUUGACGAGACGGAACAGGCCCUUCAAAGGUACAAAGAGCGCCUUGCAAAUAAUGAUACGAUAUCAAACGACCUGAAGAAACAAAUGGAACAGUAUGAACAGCAGAUUUUAGAGUUGAAUCAAGCACGGAUCAAAGAUCUGAAAGACAAAGAAGUCGAAUGUCGCGAAAAGUUACUUUCCAUUCAAACCGAAAAGAAUCAGUUCGAACAACGUUUGCAAGAAGCGAAUCGUGCUCUCAAUUUGGCGGAUAGUCAUUUGAAACAGGAAAUCGAGAAAAUCAAAGCUAGUCUCGAACAGGAGUACAGUCGUCGUUACGAACGUGAUCAGAAGCAACAUCAACAAGAAUUGAAUCAGUUGCAGCAGCAGUUAACGAAUGAACUCGAAAAGCAUACGAUGGUCACGCCGGUCAUGCAAGCGAAUACUUCGGCUCAAGAUAUCGAAGAAGUAAAGAAAAUGUAUCGAACGGAAAUCGAUCGUUUGUAUCGAGAGAAUAUCGAGUUGAAUCAAAACCAAGCGAAACUCAUCGAUUCUCAUCAGAAACAAAUGCAAAUCAUGAAGAAAGAUUUAGAUGAUGGAUACAAUAACGUUAUUAAUGAAUUUCAACACGAGCAAACGCGUUUACAAACACGCUGCGAACAAUUGAAACAACAAUUGCAAGAUGUUGAACAAAUAAAUGAACAACUGAAGAAAACGCAUUUGGAUGAUAUAACCAAAACAAAAGAGAAAUACACCGUCGAACAAGAUCAUAAGAAUCGACAAGAAAAUCUGCAGAAUCGUCUUGAUCAUUUGGUCAAACUAUUAGAACAAUCGAACGAGACAUUGGCUCAAGAACGUGCACUACACGCGAAACAAGAGAAUGAAUAUCAAGAAACGAUUUCUUCCCUCCAAAAGAAAAUUGCCGAUAUGAUUAAACAGCAUACAAAAGCUAUGGAUGAAAUCAAGCGCGAACUUCACCAGGAACGCCUCUCUACUCAAGAACGUCUAACCACGCGAGUAAUAUCCGUACCCGAAUACGUUCAAACGGAUCUUUCAUUCAACGAUAUUAGAUCAGAUUACAUGGCUACGGUUGAGAAACUACGAGUGGGAAUAGCUCAUUACAUGGACAAUCUGGAUGUAUCAGUAAGAAAGCAAAUCCAAAAUGAACUAGUUCGAAGUCGUAAUUCAAUGAUUAAAGAAAUCCGUCGAGAGCUUUUCGAAAAAAUCACCUUCGCUAUGAGAAGUCAAGGAGUCCCUGACACCACUAUCGAUAUGCAUGUGUUCGAACUCGAUCGUCUUCUAUCACAAAUGGCUCAAGAUUGUUUGAAUUCAUUGAGCUCAUCGCCAUCAACAAUAUCAUCAAUGUAUUCAAUUUCUUCAUCAACAUCGUCGCUAUCGUCAUCCGCACAACGUCAAUUACCUCGUUCUAUUGUCUACGAUUCAGGUUCAUCAUCUUUGUCGAAAUCAAAACUAUCGGAAAAUCAUCAUACACCAUUGAGAAAAUCUAUUGAAUGUCUCUAUGUGACACCAACAACACCAAAGCAGACAGCACCGUUAGCUCCACAUUGUCAACAUUCGUUUGAUGAUGACCAUCGUUCGAAAUCAUCGUCAACCAUGGCCUUAGCUAGUCACAAUACUUCUACACCCACCGUUCUUUUAACUCGAACGCACAAAUCUCCGUACGGAAAUAAGAAUUCGAAAAUGAAGCUCUACAGAAGUGAAGAUGAUAUCAUGGCUGCCGUUCAACGGCAAGAAGAACAUCGUCGAGCUGAAGUCGAAGAUGUUGAUGACGAAGAUGGAGAUACAAUUACUCUAUGUGAGAAUGAAGAUCAACAACAACAACAACAGCAGCCACCACCACCUCAACAAACCAACGUUCGAGCAUUGGCAAGACAAUUUGAACAGAAAACCAACUCUUUACCAGGCCAUAAUCGUUCCAAAGCUCGAAAUCUCGAUCACUCGUUAACAACGUACUAUGCAACUACGCGAACAGUUAUUAAUGAACAACAUGAAGAAAACGAGGAGGAAACAUUAACAUGGCCACAACAUCCUCAACAGCCUCCAUCGCAAAGCGGCGGAAUAAAGAAAUUCGUCCGCAAUGGAUUGAGACUAUUCUCUACACAACAACAAUCGCACACGCAAAACAAAAAGAAAUAA
Molecule: messenger RNA, 5214 nt
Organism: Adineta ricciae
Lineage: Eukaryota; Metazoa; Rotifera; Eurotatoria; Adinetida; Adinetidae
Source: the annotation of a GenBank genome assembly